Molecule: messenger RNA, 5940 nt
Organism: Acanthaster planci (crown-of-thorns starfish)
Lineage: Eukaryota; Metazoa; Echinodermata; Asteroidea; Valvatida; Acanthasteridae
Source: RefSeq, a predicted model, not a curated record
CCCAAGUCAAAGCACGUUCACAUUUUUUUUCGCGCGCUUAGAUCGACCACACUUUCGCUUUCCUGUUGGGUGGAUUGCCUGCGACUGGGUGGAGCAUUUAUAUCUUCGACCUCGCUGGAAAAUGUGAAUGUCCUAACUGAAAGCCAUCGCAAAACAAAAUGCAGUCCAUGGUGAAAAUCAUUGCCUUAUGGAUAUGCUUGUGCAUUCGUCAGAUGACCUGGUUUUCUGGCUCCCAGGGCUCUCAGCUAGGCCUUGUCGUGCCUGACAAGACGACUGACGGGCUCUUCGCCUCCAUGGGGCGGGCCAGGAUCGGAAAAUUCACGGUCAACGGCGAGACCGCGGAACUUGAUGUCAUCCUGGAAGACACCGUAGGAACAAAAGAGGUCUGGCUCCUUGACUUUCAGCCCUACCGUUACAAGAUUGCGACCCCGAUUGACCAUCGAACUGGUGACUUGUGGUCCAGCAGGACCGGUUAUUGCUCAAAUGUGGAGGAGGACCGUAGAUGGGAGGAUCGCUAUUUCGACGACGACUUCUUCAAGUCCAAAAACAGCUCUGGUGCCAAAAAUCUCUUCUCCAGGUACCUACGGGGAAGUGACGAAAAUGCAACACUUGGCAUUCGUCUGGACGAAGUUCGUUAUGCGGGGAGCCUGGACACAUUCAUGUACUGUGAGAGAUCAGAUGGAUCCAACAUUUGGGAUUUCAGCAUCCAUUUUGAGGAAAUCCAGUACACCACCGUACUCUAUGCAACCAAUGUACGCCCGGUACCUGGCUGGUCUCCAGGGGGCAGUAUUCGCGUCCCUGCAGUGGCUUACGUUCAGACACACAUCAGGCUUGUGUGGAGGCUGACGCGCAUAGCAAUGGUCAAUUUUGUGGUGAGUUCUGUCCCAAUUAUAAGUGAGCGCCUCUUGGAGGAGAUUGGUCGUCUGCUAGUCCUGUUUGACUUUGCCAUCGUCGAACCGUAUCUCCUCAGUGACGGCGUGCCAGACCUGUCGCGUGCCCGCCUACACAUGGGGUUCUCAACCCUGCUGCCUGCCAGGAACCGUUCGAUAGUUGUGUUCCGAAACGGAACUGAGAUCUACGAACCAGAGGUUCAGGGGAACUCCCUGGAAGAAGUUGUCAGCGCGCCUCCCUCAACAUUGGAAGAAACGCCAAUCUGUAGCCUCCGACGACCGCAGUACUGUCAACAGACCUGGGAGUUUGAGAUGGUGCUGAGGAUGGAUCUAGCCACCCUGGUACAAGAACUUCCUCUUGACGCUACUGGUGUCUUCCAGUUUAACUUUGAUUCCUACAAGUGUCCUGAUCUGAACACAACUGAAGCCUGUGAGCUAGCUAGUGAUCUUCCGCCGUGGGAUGUUCGCAUUGAUUUGACCCUUCAGACGACAGUGGAUGCGGUGGACGAGCAAACAGAUAGCGUCACUCUGUCCAUUGUCAAACUAGCCAAUGACAAGGGAGAGGACCUCCGCGGCGGCCGGACCAUCAACCACAUGGAGAACAUCACCGUCGAGGUGCGGUUCUCGCCAGCAUUCCUACGGUCCAGCUACAUCCUGGAACUUCAGCUGUUCAUGGUCUGCAUCGGGGACCAGCACUUGGACUCCUCUCAGGGCUGCCUUGGAGCCAGGGAAGAGGACCGGUACUCAGCAUUUGUCGGUCAAGAUCUAUAUUUUACUUAUGAUCCAGCUGAGGCACCCGAGUACGCAGCUAUGCUUCAACCCACGGAUACACCACCAGAAGAUGGAGUUGAGGGAAGCUCUAAAACAGCGGUUCCACCGACCACAGUCCCUCAAACAUACAUUGUUGAGAAAGUUUUGACUCGGAAGUAUGGCAUUUGGACAGGAGUGGCUGUGGAUAGCGUCUUCAUCCGACCAUAUCCUGAUUCUACCCUCAGAAGGUCCCUUGGGAGUCCAGUGUCAUCGCUUCAUUUCCUUAAGGAGGAUAUUGGAGAUGGGAGCCUGUCUCCACUUUACAUGAUAGAGCUCUUGUCCUCAGCCAGUCCUCCGAUUUUACAGCCGACGAUCAUCGUGGACAGCUCCGCCUUUCAACUGUACUUUGCCUGGCGUUUGGACCAGUACCGUGUCCUGGAGACGGUUCUGGCAGGGACCGAUGCGGGCUCAGAUGGGAAUCUCCAACAGGUCUACUCGGCCUUCACAAGCGAGUCCCCAGUGGUGUCUUACGUGGGCACUGACAACCCGGCAAAACUCCACUGUGAGGAUUUCGACACUGAGCAGCAUCACUGGUACUACUACGAGCCAGACUGGGUCGACUUAGCAUCUCCCUCCUGCCAGUUCUUGAUGGACUUGGUCAGUUUGAGGAACCUCGUACAGGAGAUUGCGUCGGCAAGCCUUCAGCCUUUACCAAGAGCUGAAGGCCCGCUGUCUGAUUACCAGGAGCCUACUCUGUCAUGGAAUGCAAGUUCCAGACACGAUGUGUAUUUGCUGUCAGACAGGGAUUUGUUGCUGAACAUCUUACAUCUGGAACCCAGUUACGUCGACAAGCUUGUUGAGUUUGAAAAAGCCUCGGAUUGGCAACGCGUCGAUCUUGGGCUGUACAGCAUUCUUCUGUUUCAAGAGGAAGACAUCCUGCUGGCAUUCGAACCCUCAGGGUUCCUGAGUAACUUACGAGACAGGGUUCAAUACUUUGCAGACAGGGUGAAUAGUUUCAGUGACUAUGUCAUAGAAGCCGUUGAUCAACAGAGUAAAAAUGACGAAGUCCAGUUGGCGGCAAUACUGGAAGUGGUUUCAGAAUUGACCAGAAAUGAGAGUGAGUACUUUGAAACCUUUUCGUCUGAGUCGUCAGACAGUUUGGAUGAAGGCUACUGGCUGGGUGUGGCCAUUGACGAUUCCUUUUACCGAUUCCUGUGGAGCAUUUGCUCCUUGGGCAGGGGCAGUUUCCAAGGUAACUUCUACAAGACAGAGUCGCGCAAUCCAGAGAUCACCCUGGACCCUAUCAUGUGCCGAGAUGGGCGCUUCCUUGCCGGUUACUCAGAGCACUGUCAGAUGAACUGGGCGGAGGUGAUUCCAUUCUGGGUGUACCCUGCACCUCUUGUGACCGCCCAGGAGGCGUUGCCCGGUGGGUGGGGCUUCUGGUCGGAUUGGAGCGAGUGCUCGCAGUCCUGUGGGGGCGGGGUUCGCACCAGACACAGAGAGUGCAUUGAUAUGCAGCGUGGAUGCAGCGGUUUAGACAGCGUGACAGAUUCUUGCAACAAGGAUGGAUGUAGUCUGUUUGACAGUGAGGGUUUCCGCCUCGUGCUGAAAGCAGCGCGACACUCAGGGAUUAGCAUCUACGACUUCUGGGUUUCGUCCGACUUUACAGCCGAUUCAGAAAUCCAUUCCAGCCUGUACAAGAGCAGCCUGGUAGAGGAGUGGGCAGACACCAUCACUGUUAAAGAAGUAAAGGUAUCCAUGCUGUACCAAGAUCAGCCAGUCCUAGAGCUGAUCUUCAACGGUCAAGAAUCCAACAAGAUGGAUUGGUUUAGAGCCCAUCGUCUGAUCUCCUCUCCGUACAAUGACGUUAGUAGCAGCAGCAAGAACUUCUUCAGUAUUGAUGGCCAUGCCAGUCUAGGACGUCGUUUCUUCAUCAGCCACUGGUACAGAGGAUGUCGCCACCAGUUGGGUUGGAUGGUAGUCCUUGAUGCUGGGUCACGGUUCCACCCAUGUUCCUGGGAAAAACACCUGUCAUAUCCGGCAUUCUACUACAGCAAGAUCAGCACCAAGACCAACUUCAGAAGAGGGCAGAUAGGAAUAGCUGAUGAAUUUGCCAUCUACAUUAAGUACACAAAGUCAGCUUACAUCCCUCCCCCUCCUACAUUGCCCCCGCCUGUCACCUACACCAGGGAGAUGAUCUCAUCCCCGCCGCCGGGCAGCCAACUGCGCCUUGAGGAAUACGACCUGGAGAAACAGGUGCACAGGAGUCAGCUCCAGAAUACAGUCUUGUCUCAGGAGAGGAAUGCAUAUACCAUGACAACCAUUUAUACACUUGUGAGCAUCGAUGAAGAGAGAACCAGGCGAGACGGGCACCGGGCAAGACGAACACUGAUAGCGUCCACACAAAUACCUCAGCUUCAGAGCGCCCGGUUCAUUUCGGAAGGUUGCCCACCAGGGUCAGAGUUCAAUCCUAUUGACCUGACCUGCGACUGUCUCCAAAGUGAUUGGUUCUACAGUGAGGAAUCCUUCCAUUGCGAGCCCAGAAACACUAUAGAGGAUCCAGAAAUGGAUGUUGUAGAGAAUACUGUCACCCCUGAUAACGGGAACACUUCAUCCAGCCCUACAGGUCACCUUUUAUCAGUGGUCCUUGCCACAGCUGCUGUUCUUAUUAUCGGUCACAGAUGGCAGUAAUCAGGCCUUUCUCAUACUGACCAAGGAAUAAAGUCGGUUACUUUGUGAGGAUUUUGUUUUUUACCUGGAUGUGAAGUUGAAGGUAUUUGACUUCAAGUCAGCACUUGUCUCUCACGAAGUGCUCAGGUUUCUGAAUUUCCUACAUUGUAUUUCAUAAAUUUCGUGAAUUUUAUGUUCUUGGAUGUGCUUUUAGAUUUUUGUCUGAGACCUACCGAUUUGAAAAAGACGUUUUGCAAAUGGUCCUCAUUUUUUACUUUGAUGAUACCCUUUGUUUAUGAUCUCAGAGGUAUCUGUAUAUUUACAUGCAAGGAUUUCAAAGUUUGGCAAGAUUCAAAAAGUAACAUCUCUCAACCCUCACAAACACAAAAAUCCCAUUAACUUAUUCAGAAUAAAAAUUAAAAUAUCUUCACAUCUCUGACCCUGUUUCCAUAUAUAACUAGUAGUAUACAUGUAUAUUGAACAGUGCACGGAUAAAUCAUAAAUCUUUCAAAAAGAAAAUAGAGCGAGAUAACUUCGCCAUUCACUUCAAAAUAAACAGAGGGGGUGAAGGGAACGCUUAAUCCAGCCCAACAGGUCACCUAUUAUCAGUGGUCCUUGCCACAGCCGCUGUUCUUAUCAUCAGUCACAGAUGGCAGUAAUCGGGCCUUUCUCAUACCAUGGAGGAAGGACAUAAAAACCUGACCAAGGAAUAAAGUUGGUCACCUUGUAAGGAUUUUGUUUUUUACCUGGUUGUGAAGUGAAAGUAUUGGACUCCAAGUCCACACUUGUCUCUCGUGAAGUGCUCAGGUUUCUGAAUUUCCUACAUUGUAUCUAAUGUUGUGUAAAUUUUAAGUUCUUGGAUGUGCUUUUAGAUUUUUGUCAAUUUUUUUUCUUAAUCUGCAGAAAAAUAUGCUUUUGAUGAGUUUUUGAACUCAGCAUCUUAUCUUAUAUUUGCUUAAUUAUUUAUUGUACCUGUAUAUGCUUUGGUCUUUAAAAUUACUUUCCUCACAAGAUAAAGGUGAUCUGAUAGCAUCCAGCAUUUUGAGAGGUGGCAAAAUUGGUUUUGAAAAAAAUAUAUAUAUUUUUACAAGGAAAACUAUACUACUCUUGUGAAUAUGCUGUUCCAUGGACCAGCAUUUACAUCAAAGAAAUGUUAGUAAUGUGUACACUAAAGGACAUUUAGCUAUAUUUGAAUCUACCACAAGUCUCCACUGUUCGGGAUGUACAUGUAAAAAAACCCAUAUAUUUCUGCAUUUGGAAUUUUUCUUCAUACUCGGUAUAUUUCUAGAUACUCCGCGAUAUCCCCAAAGCAAACCGAGUGUCAAUUUAAUGAUGAGAUGUCAGCGACCCACUCGUGGAAAUCAGAAAAAAAAAAUGUCAUCAAGCACUGAGAUGACGCAAGCAGUUUGCGCACAAGUGUUGGUUGAUGAAAAGUUCAAAAGUAAAUGUAUGUAAUUAUCACGUCGGGUAUUUCUGCAGACGAAUGGAAAAAUUAAACAUGUUUGAAAUGCUCUGCUGAAUAUCCAGGGAAGGGCCCAUCCGCCAUGAACAUGGCAAAAAUGAAUAACUGGCUCUGAUAUUUUGUGGCUGGCUCAAGGUUGUUUAAAUCCUUCUGACCGACCCAAAGUAA